GUUAAUCUUGUUAUGCUAAUGCGGUAAUGGCAACUUGGACUGAUGCAUAUGUGCCUGGUUCAAUGUUGUAGAUGAUAGAAUGACUUUCUCCAUGAGCUAGUAUCUCACUCGAAUAUCGAAGUUGAGCCACUCAGAUUUGCAGAGGAACCAAAUAAAUACACUGAUAUGUUGAGGUGUACCAAUAAAAGGGACUUCUUGUCGACCAACUUGAUAUUAUGUACAGUUCCCACUUCAGAGUACAGUUCUCAAAUUUAUCUAGAUGGUAAGCGUAAGGAUAUUACUACUAUACGUCUAUCUGCUUGUUGAAUGUAUCACAACCAGAUACAUAAACCCUGAGAAUGAGCACUAGUUUUUUGGAUCCAGGAUACGACAAUCAUGUCCGAAAUUUAGAUUAAUUGAUUACAGCUAUGUAUUUAGAAGGCAGUUUUUAGGUAGAUCCGUUGAAUGGGACUUCGUUAUCAAGGGAAGAAAUAUGUGUGCACUUGUUCUUCUACAUUACAUUAAUUAUGGUUCGACAUUUGUGGAUAAUCAGUAGUGUAUAGAACUAAUUCUUGGCAUUAUUUCCUUAUAUAUAUAAUGCUUAUAAGCAUUACCACUAACGCUUCUGAGUACGAGAGAUAAUCUGAUAUUAUAAAACCAAGUUCAGAAAUGGUGACAAAUUUUCUACGACUGGACGUCGUCGAGGCCUGAUAAAUCAUUGGGUAAAGCAGGGUACGGAAACCGAAUGGAAAGCUUAGUUAUUGUAAUGUGCGGCGUUUCGCCUUUCAAGGCCACUAAUCGCCAGCCAAAUGAGCCACCUGACAACAUUAAGGUCAUUGACAAAUAUGUAAUUGUAAUUGGCUGGUUUAUUUAUUGAUGUAUGAAAGGCAGGUAGAUCUGAUUGGUCAGGAUGAAAUAAAAGGUCAGUAAAUUGGAGGCCAAUUGGAAUGAAGUAAAAAUCGUAUUAUCCGAAACUAGUAGAUCGAGUCACUGGUCCGGUUGGAUUUUUGGGAGUGGGUUGUUCUUCUGAGUAUUGUCUAGGUGACGUAGCUGUGCAUACAAAAGACUAGAUAAAGCAGAAUCUGCAAAGCAUGAUGUCUUGUUUUCAGAACCUGUCAGACGCACUAGAUGAUACCUUUUCUGCAACUGUGCAGUCGGAAGAUGAACUAGAUUACGCAUCUGCAACACUCGUUCUAGUGGAAUUUUUGACUUCCAAGCCUCUUUGUUUAGUAACUGCUUCAUCCAAUUUUGCUUGUUUCUCAUACAGCUGGAUUAUUACAAAUUCAUUCCCGCACACCUCGUUAUGCAUUUCAUCAGGCGCGGUUAGAUUCAUUUCCAAAAAUAAUUCAUUCAAAGGAUUCUGCGAAUGAUUCAACAAUUUGCCGGUCAAAGUCUCCAGUUCCAUCUCCUUCUGAGCUGGCUUCAGCAGGCUUUUUUCACACUGGUUCUGGAGACGAAACUAUCUGCCCUGCUUGUGGUUUGGGGCUACGUGAUUGGCAGGCCACAGAUCAACCUGAAGCGUGUCAUAUCGCAUAUUCGGCUGCCGCAACAGCUGCCAUAGAAAUGGGUUCGGGUGACGGACAUUAUCGCUCACCUAUCCCAACUAUACCAUGUCUUUAUCUUAUUGUCCAUCGUCUUCUUGUUUCCGAAAUUCCUCUUGCUCGUAAGUCUUUGGUUCCGGUUGGACAAACGCAAUCUGUCCGAGGUCUUCCUGGAGUAAUUUCUCGGCCUGUAGUACAUUUCACUGACCAAUCUUCUCAAAACUCAUCUUGCGAAUAUCCAUCUUUGGCAGAUAGAUUAUAUGCGAUAGCUCAUAUAAUGACUGCGUCUCCAGCUCCUCAAGGAUGGCCAGUAGAAAAUGCACGUGCUCUGGGUCAUUCAGAUGAUUUAAUUGUUCUUGCAUUGUGGCGUUUGCAAGCGGAAGCUGCUGGGAUGGGGUUGGCGUGUCCACCAAUGAAGUCAAUCUAUAUUGAUCCUCAAGCUACAACAGAGCUAUUAAAAGCUAUUUUAAGAGUUCAAGAAGGUUAUGAUAUAUCUUCCAGGAACAAUCUUGAAUUCUAUCUGGAUGCUUUCGACGAGGAAGAAGUACAUUCCACCGGUGAAGCACUAAGUGAAGGCAAUGAAGGUGACAUCACGGCGGAAGAUGCAGAAACAGCAGCUUUAUCACAAUGUCGUCGAUAUUUGCCACCACCACAACAACAAUUUAGUGACCCAACCUCAUCUCCCCGUUCAGUUGAACCAUAUGGAUUACAAAUGAAAAAGAUCCAUCUUCCUCGCUUUUAUCAGUUUCUCGUUUGGUGGUCUCAUCGUUGGCCUGCGACUCAUUCUCUGAAAUAAUUUAAAUACCUCUGAGUACUUAAUCUUAUUCGAAAGACAGAUGACUUGUGGAGUGCACGUGCUACCCACUUUGAAAGCUAAAACACCUACUCCCAGUUGCUCAUAAUACAUUAAUCAUUCAGUUUUAAAAUAAUAUUUAACUUCACAUACUUUUAGGGAACAGUAUCUAUUUCUUUCGAUACAUUUCAACAAAUUCUUUUCACACCUAAUAUACUUGAUAAAUUAAGUUUGUAAUUUCCCUUGUAAAAAAUAAAUAUCCUAUUUUAUGGCAUUUCGAGUUGAUUAUCAAACACCAAAUGUGCACUUUUUUUAGGCAAUUAAGGGACUUUCCAAUCUGGAAUUAAUAUCUUGUUUUACAUGAGUGUUUUUGUGUUGAAUUUCGUCUUAAUUGACAGUAAUUUAGAAGUUAAUAGUCAAGUCUUUUGCUAUUCAUAGGUUCAAAUGCAUAUUAAUCCAUAAACAGAGACUUGUAGCAUGCACUCGAAAUCAAUGGGACUCGUUGUAAGCAUCUACGCUGAUGUACCCCAAUAUGGUUACU
Schistosoma haematobium is the source of this 2854-nucleotide messenger RNA. RefSeq lists its product as uncharacterized. The transcript has 2 exons. Bases 1543 to 2316 code for a protein of 257 amino acids. The record is from RefSeq and is a predicted model, not a curated record. Lineage: Eukaryota; Metazoa; Platyhelminthes; Trematoda; Strigeidida; Schistosomatidae.